UCCGAACAUACACAUCCUUAGCCACACUUCCGCCCAGUGCAAAACAAAAAAAAAUCCGAUGCUGGUAGAAUUAGCGCAGGAGAGGGAGAAAAAAAGGUUCUACGGGCGUGCCCUCGGGCUUUGGCGACUUUCUCGCGGGGCUCGCCGAGGGACUCCAAGUCCCGAGACACACCGGGGCGGAGGCGGCGUCAGAGUCACUCCUUGCCAUGAAAAGAAACGUCGAGCGGCCCAAGCAGGUGUGGGCACGCUAUGGCUUGAGCGUGCCCUUCUCUGUCCUCCCGCCUCGUCUUUCUGGGAGACACUCGCGGUCAGUGGCCCGGCCGGGGCCGCGUCCCGCCCCGCCGCCCGCCACUUCCGCCCGGCGCCCCGCCUCCCCGCCCCGCUGGGUCCUAGCACCGGCCUCGCUGCCGCCGCGUCCCGGGCUCCGUCGGAGAGAGGAGCCGGCGCCGGCGCCGCGGAGCCGGCCCGAGUCCCGCCAGAGAAGUCUUGCCCUCCAGGGCCAUGGAGGCAGAGGCGGCAGAGGCGGCUGAGGCGCGGUCUCCAACCCCUGGCUACAAGCGCGCAGGCCGGCGAUACAAGUGCCUGUCCUGCACCAAGACAUUUCCAAAUGCUCCCAGGGCAGCGCGCCAUGCUGCCACGCAUGGGCCUGCAGACGGUGCAGAGGAGGCUGCCGAGGUGAAGCCAAAGCCAGAGACAGAACCCAAGGCGGAGGAAGCCAGCGGGGACAAGGUGCCAGGCUCAGCGGCUAAGCCUCGGCCCUAUGCCUGCCCACUGUGCCCUAAAGCUUAUAAGACGGCCCCUGAGCUGCGCAGCCACGGGCGUAGCCAUACAGGCGAGAAGCCCUUCCCGUGCCCCGAGUGUGGCCGCCGCUUCAUGCAGCCCGUGUGCCUGCGGGUGCACCUGGCCUCACAUGCUGGCGAGCUGCCCUUCCGCUGUGCGCACUGCCCCAAGGCCUAUGGAGCACUCUCCAAGCUCAAGAUCCACCAGCGCGGCCACACGGGCGAGAGACCCUACACCUGCGCUGACUGCGGCAAGAGCUUCGCUGACCCCUCAGUGUUCCGCAAGCAUCGGCGCACACACGCCGGCCUGAGGCCCUACAGCUGUGAACGCUGUGGCAAAGCCUAUGCCGAGCUCAAGGACCUGCGCAACCACGAGAGGUCUCACACUGGUGAACGCCCGUUCCUGUGCUCUGAGUGCGGAAAGAGCUUCUCCCGCUCAUCCUCGCUCACCUGCCACCAGCGCAUCCAUGCGGCACAUAAGCCCUACCGCUGCCCGGCCUGCGGCAAGGGCUUCACACAGCUCAGUUCCUACCAGAGCCACGAGCGCACACACUCGGGGGAGAAGCCCUUCCUGUGCCCGCGCUGUGGCCGCAUGUUCUCCGACCCCUCGAGCUUCCGGCGCCACCAGCGAGCACACGAGGGCGUGAAGCCGUACCGCUGCGAGAAGUGCGGCAAGGACUUCCGGCAGCCUGCAGACCUCGCCAUGCACCGGCGUGUACACACCGGCGACCGGCCCUUUAAGUGCCUGCAGUGCGACAAGACAUUCGUGGCGUCUUGGGACCUCAAGCGGCACGCACUGGUGCACUCAGGCCAGCGGCCCUUCCGCUGCGAGGAGUGCGGGCGGGCCUUUGCCGAGCGCGCCAGCCUCACCAAGCACAGCCGCGUGCACUCCGGGGAGCGGCCCUUCCACUGUAACGCCUGUGGAAAGUCCUUUGUGGUGUCAUCGAGCCUGAGGAAGCACGAGCGGACCCAUCGCAGCAGCGAGGCGGCAGCAGCAGCAGCCCCACCACAACAGGAGCUGGUGGUGGGGCUGGCACUGCCUGUGGCCGUAGCGGGUGAGGGCCCCGCUGCCCCUGCCACAGCUGCAGGGCUAGGGGAGCCUCCGGCUGGGCUGCUAGAGCUGCCCCCGGAGUCAGGAGGUGUGAUGGCCACACAGUGGCAAGUGGUGGGCAUGACACUGGAGCAGGUGGGAUGCCCAGAUGGCGGAGUCGGGGAGGCCCCGGGUCCCUUGGGAGGGUCCUGCGAGGCAGGGGGUGAGGAGGCUGAGGAGAAGCCGCCGCAAUUCACAUGCCGUGAGUGCAAGGAGACCUUCGUGACGCUGACGCUGCUGCGACGGCACGAGCGCUCCCACCCAGAGCUGCGGCCCUUCCCCUGCAGCCAGUGCGGCAAGAGCUUCUCCGACCGGGCUGGGCUGCGCAAGCACAGCCGCACACACAGCUCCGUGCGCCCCUACACCUGCCCCCACUGCCCCAAGGCCUUCCUGAGUGCCAGUGACCUGCGUAAGCAUGAACGCACCCACCCUGUGCCCACUGAGACCCCUGCACCCUUAGAGCCCCUGGUGGCCUUGCUCGGAAUGCCUGAGGAAGGGCCAGCCUGAAGCGCAUGGACCUCUUUGUCUACCACACUCCCAAGAGCCCGGCCCCACUGGGUGCCUCCACUUUGUGCCCCCAGGCAGCCAGCCCGCCUGUGCCCCUAUGGAGGGAACUAGUGGAAGCUGGCAGCCACAGCGCUCUCCUGGCCACACUCAUUAAAGCUUUCUCUGGACACCUGCUAGUCUCCUGUAUUCCGGUUGAGGGUGAGCAGGUGGGAAAUUUGGGCAUCAGGUGAGUUUCUAAGAGAUGCCUGGACUGGCAGAAAGUACAUACAGUGUCUGGAGAAUGUCUUGCACAGGGGUUCCAUGGCCCAAGUGCAGGAGAUUACUUGUGUCCUUCUUGGGGACCCUGCAGUGAACAGACUGAUUUAGCUGUGCAUAGCCCAGUCUUAGCUGACCAUGGAAACCACUUGACUGAGUAGUUCUGCUCCUGUCCUUAUCCUGGUCGUGCACGCUGCCGCAAGAAACCAGAAAAUAUACUCCGAGGAAAACGUUCCCAGUCAGAACACAACUACGCAGGAAUACACCUUGUAAGAAAUGUGUGAAUUGUAUGUGAAAGAAAAUGGAAUAUCAGAGAUACCUUGCCUGAAAUAUAAGGGAGACAUACACCUGAGCUGGAAGAUAUGUCAGUUAAAGAUCCAGGACUCCAAGUCCAAAGUUCAUAUGCAAUGCAUAUUUUUAAAACCAGAUGUGAUGCUUCAUUUGAUAUCCUAUGUCCACAAACAUUUAUGCCUUGACAUGGAAACAGGAGUGUUACAAACCAACGAUGUGAGAGGGGUCUGAACAGCCCUGGAUACUUAUGAUAACUAUAGUCAUCUUCAUCCGUGGGACAGAAUAGACUUUUGAAAUAGCAUUGCCUGGAAAGCUACACAGCUAUCUUAAGUGAUUUUUCAAAGGUGACCCACAAAUGAAAAAAGCAAAACUGAGGCUCUCCACUUAGUGUGAAUUGGCACAGCUUCUUGGAAGGAUGACUUGAUGAUACGUUCCAUGUAGCAGCCUUUCGACAAAGCUGAAGCCAGAAUAAUGUCAAGUGCAGCAAACUUGGGGUGACAAAGAAAUAAUGUCCAUUAGGAAAGGACUGACUAAAACAGACCAGCCACUGUGAAGUGUACUCUGCAGAUGCUUCUUUUUUUAAUAAGGCCUAUCUCUAUUGAAAAUGUCAAAAAGAAAAAGAUGCCAACAAGGGACAAAGCUAUGUGGGUUAGUAAGCUCCCCUGGAACCAAAUCACUCAAGUUUUCAAGUUCCUAUGGGGUAUUUCUAGAAGAAUGUUCAAGAGCUGAACCUAGGCUAUAAUUGCUAUAAUUUUCCAACUACUUGGCUUUUGUCUAAGCCAAAACUAAGCCGAAGGUUAGAGGUCCAGAAUCUCUGUUCCUGUCAGACGUGGGAGCCACCAGCUUGGCUGUAGCAGGAAGUGUCCAACACGCAUCAACCUCCAGCCCCACACACCAG
This is a messenger RNA of Ochotona princeps (American pika), 3820 nucleotides long. RefSeq names its product zinc finger protein 668 (gene ZNF668). The record is from RefSeq and is a predicted model, not a curated record. Gene Ontology annotation, biological process: regulation of transcription by RNA polymerase II. Bases 502 to 2376 code for a protein of 624 amino acids. The transcript is spliced from 3 exons. NCBI's taxonomy places the organism in Eukaryota, Metazoa, Chordata, Mammalia, Lagomorpha, Ochotonidae. Gene Ontology annotation, molecular function: DNA-binding transcription factor activity; RNA polymerase II cis-regulatory region sequence-specific DNA binding.